AUGGUUUAUACUACCGAGCUGCACGGGGUGUCCGGAGGGAUGGGGGAGUUCCAGACGGCCGGGGAGGGCGGCGCCCCGCCCCGGGGUAAUUACAUACUGCGCAGUUGCAGCGGUCCAGACCGGGACAAAGGCCGACGGAGGAGCACGAGCUGCACUGCGUCCACCGGCCGGUUCAGUCGACAGAGCGGGUGGUCCAACAGUGUGUGGACGGUACUGAGCUCUGUCCACCGGAGCCGACCACGGCGGAGGCGGCGAAUAUCAGCCCUUGGCGAGGAUCAGCUGACGGCGCUCCUGCAGAGUCUUCCCCGCUUGGAGGAGCUGACCGUCAGGGUCCCGUCCUUCGGAACGGGGCGGUGGCUGCAGCUGCUGCCGACGUCACUGAGGACGCUAUACGUUACCGGGCCGGAGGUGACGAAGCCGAGGUGGCCUGGACGGUACGGGAGUGGUCUGUCGGUAUCUCUCCAGGGGGUGGCUGCCGACACCAUCAGUCACCUGGCCACGGAGCUGGGGUCACGGAUUACGCUACUAGUCACGGAUGCACAAAUAACUACUAUUCCAAGUCAACUUCGUGGUGCCAUCAUCAGGGUGGAGCCAAACACUGUCAUCCUUCCGGCCGGAGUCGGUGACAGCGAACUGACGGAGCUGCGGAGCUCACGGGAGACUGUGAAACGCCUGUCAGUCUCCGCCGCCGACCUCCCGCGACUGAGGGGGCAGCUGCCGGAGGGCCUCAAGCGCCUCAAUAUCAGAGGGCCGGAUGUGACGGAGCCGAGGUGGCCGGAAUGGAAACCGUGGUUUCAUGGUCUCUAA
Molecule: messenger RNA, 807 nt
Organism: Amphibalanus amphitrite
Lineage: Eukaryota; Metazoa; Arthropoda; Thecostraca; Balanomorpha; Balanidae
Exons: 7
Coding region: 1-807 (268 amino acids)
Source: RefSeq, a predicted model, not a curated record